GCGGCUCCAGCGGCACCAGAGGCGUCCGCGGAGCGAAGCGGGGAGCAGAGAGCGGGGGGCGCGUGCCAUCCGGAGCCGCGAGGGAGCGGACUGGCCAUGGAGGCGCCCCGGGGCCGCGGUGGGCUGGCGGCGCUCUGGUGCCUCGGGCUGCUGGGGGUCCUGGCGCGCGUCGCGGGCACGCACUACCGCUACCUGUGGAGGGGCUGCUACCCGUGCCACCUGGGCCGGGCCGGCUACCCCGUGAGCGCAGCUGACCGGAGGCCAGGUGGGCGCGAUGUGGACGAGUGCCAGGUGCACAACGGCGGCUGCCAGCACAGGUGUGUGAACACGCCAGGCUCCUACCUCUGUGAGUGCAAGCCCGGCUUCCGGCUCCACGCGGACGGCAGGACCUGCCUGGCCAUCAACUCCUGCGCCGUGGGCAAUGGCGGCUGCCAACACAACUGUAUUCAGCUCACGGUGACCCAGCACCGCUGCCAGUGCCGGCCCGAGUUCCAGCUCCAGGAGGAUGGCAAGCGCUGCACCCGGAGAAACCCGUGUACGGACCGGAACGGUGGCUGCAUGCACACGUGCCGGGCGCUCCGGGGCCUUGCCCACUGCGAGUGCCAUGCAGGAUACUGGCUGGCAGCGGACCACAAGGCCUGCGAAGAUGUGGAUGAAUGUGCCACAGGCCUGGCCCAGUGUGCCCACGGCUGCGUCAACACUCACGGGUCCUUUAAGUGUGUAUGCAACGCAGGCUACGAGCUGGGUGCCGAUGGCCGGCAGUGCUACCGGAUCGAGCUGGAGGUAGUGAGCAGCUGCGAGGCGGACAACGGCGGCUGCUCCCACGGCUGCAGCCGCACCAGCUCAGGGCCCGGCUGCACCUGCCCCCGCGGCUACGAGCUGGGCGAGGACCAGAGGACGUGCAUUGAUGUCGAUGACUGUGCCGAUUCCCCGUGCUGCCAGCAGGUUUGCACCAAUAGCCCUGGCGGCUACGAGUGCAGCUGCUAUGCCGGCUACCAGCUUGGCGCCGACGGCUGCAGCUGUGAGGACGUGGACGAGUGCGCCUCCGGCCGUGGCGGCUGCGAGCACCGCUGCACGAACCUGGCCGGCUCGUUCCGGUGCUCCUGCGAGGACGGCCACCUGCUGGACGAGGACCGCCGGGGCUGCAGCCCCCUGGAGGUGCCCGAGGUGGGCCUGGACGGCCACCUGCCCCUCGUGCGGCCCCUCCCGCACGUGGCAGUACUCCAGGACGAGCUGCCCCACCUCUUCCAAGAUGACCACGUCGGGGCCGAGGCGGAGGAGGAGGAGGAGGAGUUGCGGGGCGAGCACACGUUGGAGGAGAAGUUUGUCUGCCUGGACGACUCCUUUGGCCCAGAUUGCAGCUUGACCUGCGCUGACUGCAGGAAGGGGGGGACCUGCCUCCCCAGCCUGCGUGGCUGUGAUUGCCCCGAUGGCUGGACCGGGCUCGUCUGCAGUGAGGCUUGUCCCCCAGACACCUUUGGGAAGAACUGCAGCUUCUCCUGCAGCUGUCAGAACGGCGGGACCUGCGACCCUGUGACGGGGGCCUGCCGCUGCCCUCCGGGUGUCAGUGGAGCCCACUGUGAGGACGGCUGCCCCAGAGGCUUCUACGGCAAGCACUGCGGUAAGAAGUGCCACUGUGCCAACCGGGGCCGGUGCCACCGCCUCUACGGGGCCUGCCUCUGCGACCCGGGGCUCUAUGGCCGCUUCUGCCACCUGGCCUGCCCACCGUGGGCCUUCGGGCCGGGCUGCUCGGAGGAGUGCCAGUGUGAGCAGCGGAACACGCGCGCGUGUGACAGGAGGGACGGCAGCUGUGCCUGCAAGGCGGGCUUCGGGGGCGAGCGGUGCCAGGACGAGUGCCAGCCGGGCUUCUUUGGGCCAGGCUGCCGGCAGGCGUGCACCUGCCCCCCGGGGGUGGCCUGUGACCCCGUCAGCGGCCAGUGUGGGAAGCAGUGUCCUGCCGGCUACCAGGGGGAGGACUGCGGCCAAGAGUGCCCGGCCGGGACGUUCGGCAGGAACUGCUCAGGCUCCUGCUUCUGUGAGGGGGCCCCCUGCGACCGGGUCACGGGGCAGUGCCUGUGCCCUCCUGGGAGGACCGGGGCUGACUGUGGGGCAGAUUGUCCUGAGGGUCGCUGGGGGCUCGGCUGCCAGGAGAUCUGCCCGGAGUGCGAGCACGGUGCCUCCUGUGAGCCUGAGACCGGAGCCUGCCUGUGCCGCCCUGGCUUCAUGGGCAGCCGCUGCCAGGACACUUGCCCAGCAGGCUGGUUUGGGCCCAGCUGCCAGAUGCGAUGCUCCUGCAUCAACGACGGGCUCUGCCACCCGGUGACUGGCCGCUGCAGCUGCGCCCCGGGGUGGACCGGCCUCAGCUGCCAGAGAGCCUGUGACAGCGGCCACUGGGGACCCGACUGCAGCCACACCUGCAACUGCAGCGCAGACCACGGGAGCUGUGACGCCGUCAGCGGCCUGUGUCUGUGUGAGGCCGGCUAUGUGGGCCCGUGGUGCGAGCAGCGGUGUCCCCAGGGCUACUUCGGGCCGGGCUGUGGGCGGCAGUGCCAGUGUGAGCACGGGGCAGCCUGUGACCAUGUCAGCGGGGCCUGCACCUGCCCGGCCGGCUGGAGGGGAACCUUCUGUGAGCGCGCCUGCCCGGCCGGCUUCUUUGGAGUGGACUGCCACCACACCUGUGACUGCAGCACCGGGGUGCCCUGCGACGCCGCGAACGGCUCCUGCCUCUGCCCUGCUGGCCGCCGGGGCCCCCGCUGUGCCCAGACUUGCCCAGCCCACACGUACGGCCACAACUGCAGCCAGGCCUGCUCCUGCUUUAAUGGGGCCUCCUGUGAUCCUGUCCACGGGCAGUGCCGCUGUGGCCCUGGCUGGAUGGGGCCCACCUGCCUACAGGCCUGUCCCGCGGGCCUCUACGGUGAGGACUGUCAGCAUUCCUGCCUCUGCCAGAACCAGGGCACCUGUGACCCUGUCUCAGGCCACUGCACCUGCCCAGAGGGCUGGGCUGGGCUGGCCUGUGAGAAGGGGUGCCUCCCGGGGUUCUUCGGAGCCGGCUGCCAGCACGUCUGCGGGUGCCUCCACGGCGGCCUCUGUGACCGGCACACAGGCCACUGCCUCUGCCCGGCCGGCUGGACCGGGGACAAGUGCCAGAGCUCCUGUCCCAAGGGCACGUUCGGGGUUCGCUGUGAGGGGCACUGUGCCUGCCGGCGGGGGGCCACCUGCCACCACGUCACUGGGGCAUGCCUCUGCCCGCCGGGAUUGAGGGGCUUGCGGUGUGAGAAUGCCUGCCCGCCCGGCUGGUUUGGAGAGGCCUGUGCCCAGCGCUGCCAGUGCCCACCCGGCGUUGCCUGCCACCACGUCACCGGGGAGUGUCACUGUCCCCCAGGCUUCACUGGGCCCAGCUGUGAGCAGGGGUGCCCGCCCGGGCGGUUCGGGCCCGGCUGUGAGCAGCUGUGUGGGUGUCUCAACGGGGGCUCCUGUGACGCAGCCACAGGGGCCUGCCACUGCCCCUCUGGGUUCCUCGGAAGCGACUGCGGCCUCGCCUGUCCACACGGCCGCUUCGGCCCCCGCUGUGUCCACGUGUGCGGGUGUGGGCAGGGGGCGGCCUGUGACCCCGUGACCGGCACCUGCUCCUGCCCCCCUGGGAGGACCGGCGUCCACUGUGAGCACGGUUGCCCCCAGAACCGGUUUGGUGCGAACUGUGAGCGCGUGUGCUCCUGCAGAAACGGGGGCCUGUGUCACGCCGCCAACGGCAGCUGCUCCUGCGGCCUGGGCUGGACGGGGCUGCACUGCGAGCUGGCCUGCCCCGCUGGGCGCUACGGUGCCGCCUGCCGCCUGCAGUGCUCCUGCCGCAACCACGGCGCCUGUGAGCCCUCGUCGGGCGCCUGCCACUGCGGCCCCGGCUUCUACGGCCAGGCCUGCGAGCACCCCUGUCCCCCUGGCUUCCACGGGGCUGGCUGCCGGGGGACGUGCGAGUGUCAGCACGGCGCCCCCUGCGACCCCGUCAGUGGCAGGUGUCUCUGCCCUGCCGGCUUCCGCGGCCAGUUCUGCGAGAAGGGGUGUGAGCCGGGCUCGUUUGGAGAAGGCUGCAGCCGGCAGUGUGACUGCGAGGACGGGGUGCCCUGUGACCCCGUCACCGGCCACUGCCUAUGCCCCCCGGGGCUCACAGGGGCCACCUGUGACCUGGGCUGCAGCAGGGGCUUCUUCGGGCCAGGCUGUGCCUUGCGCUGCUCCUGCGGGGGUGGGGCUGACUGCGACGCUGUCAGUGGGCAGUGCCACUGCGUGGACGGCUACAUGGGGCCCAUGUGCCAGCAGGGUGGGCCCUCCCAGUUCCCUGAGACCGCAUCCCCAGCCCUGGGCCCAGUGGCUUCACAAUCAGCCUCUCACCGCCCCGGGCUCAGCAGCAGCGCAGAGAAGCACUAGCUCAGGGGCAGCCCCCGCCGAGGCCCGUCUCCCAGGGGCCGCUGAGAGGACCCAGGGGCCUUGGUGACCACUGAGGAGGGACGCCGGGGGCCGGGACUCUGGCCCCGCCCUUGUCUCCGAGGCCUGGGGACAGUCGUGCAGCUGCAAGGAUCGUCUGGCCACGAGGACGGAGGCCCUGCCCGGCCGGGCUCUGCAGCACCGGGGCACCAGCGCGGGGACCACAGUGUGGAGGAAGCCCCCCGACCGGCGCCCUGGGGUGGGACUGCGGGCAGGUGUGGGUGCAGGUGUGGGCGUGAGGCCCCCUGACCUCGGAGCAGGUUCUUCUGGUGCUAGGCCCGGGGACUGCUGCAGCUCAGCCUGUUUACCUGCAAACAGCUGGGCCGUAUUUAUAGAAAGGUAUUUAUGGGCAGCCAGACAUGCCCACUGCACCCCUGGGCGCUGGAGGGCUGCCCGCCUCCUGCCCAGCCCGGGAAGCCCUGACUCGGGACUGCGGGGCCCUGAGGGGCCUCUGGCUGGGCGCUUCGGUACCAUGUGAAACCCAGGAAGUUAAGAAAGGAGCAGCCACUUCCUCAA
This is a messenger RNA of Balaenoptera acutorostrata (minke whale), 4992 nucleotides long. It is a transcript of the gene MEGF6, whose product is annotated as multiple EGF like domains 6. The record is from RefSeq and is a predicted model, not a curated record. Gene Ontology annotation, molecular function: scavenger receptor activity; calcium ion binding. The transcript is spliced from 34 exons. Bases 97 to 4419 code for a protein of 1440 amino acids. Lineage: Eukaryota; Metazoa; Chordata; Mammalia; Artiodactyla; Balaenopteridae.